UGUCAAAAGUUUGGAAAUUCUAAAUGGGCGUUACUGUGGCCAAUUCCUCAUCGAGGGACUCGGCAACAUUGCAUACAUUAAACAUUUUGCUUGGGUGUGUCACAUAAAAAGAAAAGCAGAGUUACUAUUACAAUUUUCAAUUUGGGCCGUACAUUUCUAAAAGAACAUGAAACGUAUCCAUAUUUUCAGCACAGAGACAGCGACGUGUACAUGAAGAAAUUGAAAUUCUAAAAAUAUAAAAUAGCAAAAGCAUUGACUUAACGUGACUUGUCAAUGACUCGAUGAUGGAGUCACAAGAUGCAAACAUAAAACAACAAAGAGGGAAAAAAAACAGCAAUGAACAAAAUGGUGAGAGUUUGGCACUGUCCAUCACGCGUUCGACCUGGAAAAGUCACUGGAAUCUUGUGCUAAAUUGUGUUGUUGCAGUAAUCCGUGCAUAUUCAAGCCUUUUUGUCCAACUGGCCACGAGUCUUUCACAUCUCUGUGGAGAUAUUUUUCAAGAUGGCGCCUGCCCGUGUGGACGCCUCGGUUACGCGCGCUCUACUAUUGUUUGUUUGUGUCUUUUUCGUUCAUCUUUGGAGACAUUACGCAACUCACUUACACAAGGGGAGACCUGCUAAAUAGUCAAGGAGUCUACCCCGGACUUUCUUUCACCGACUUUUUGCAAAUCCGCUCAGUUUUUCCCCCGAGUUACUCAUCGGAGCAGCGACCGCGGUCUUUGGCGCAUGGAGACGGAGGCGACGCCACAGAGGGAAGCGAGCCGCCAUCCAGGUGAGGCUACGCAAGAGAGGAUAUAGAUUGGCGUUUCCGUCCAUCCACCUCCCGAAUCUACGCUCCAUACCCAACAAAAUGGACGAGCUUCAUCUUCUGUUAAAGACCAAUAAAGACUUCGGACGUUCCGCCGCCAUGUGCUUUACGGAGACUUGGCUUUGCGACGCCGUACCCGAUGGCGCCCUCAAGCUUGCCGGCUUCCAUCUUCACCGGGCAGACCGCGACAUAGAAUCAUCGGGGUAACCAAAAGGCGGCGGGAUAUGCUUCUAUAUCAGUGAAAAAUGGUGUACGGACGUCACGGAGCUCAGCACACACCGCAGCCCGCAUUUGGAGUCGCUGUUUUUGAACUACGGUGUUGAAGGAAGGGGACCUGAUGAAGCAGACCAGUUCUUUCCAGCGCUGGAAGAGAAGAUAUUUCAAACUGAGGGGACGAACGCUUUACUACGCGCAGAACGCUAAGUCCAUCAUCUUCGACGAAGUGGACUUGACGGACGCCAGCGUGGCCGAAUCCAGCACCAAGAAUGUCAACAACAGCUUCACGGUGAUCACCCCGUGCAGGCGUCUGAUCCUGUGCGCAGACAACCGUAAGGAGAUGGAGGAGUGGAUCUCGGCUUUGCGGAGCGUUCAAAACCGACAGAACUAUGAGUCUACCCAGUACAGCAUGGACCAUUUCAGCGGUAUGCACAACUGGUACGCGUGCUCACACGCUCGGCCCACUUACUGCAACGUGUGCAGGGAAGCGUUGUCAGGGGUCACCUCACACGGACUCUCCUGUGAAGUGUGUAAAUUCAAGGCUCACAAGCGUUGCGCGGUCCGAGCCACCAACAACUGCAAAUGGACCACGCUGGCGUCCAUCGGGAAGGACAUCGUCGAGGACGAGGACGGGGUGCGGAUGCCUCACCAAUGGCUGGAGGGCAACCUGCCCGUGUCGGCCAAGUGCAGCGCGUGCGACAAAACGUGCGGCAGCGUCUUACGGCUGCAAGACUGGCGAUGUCUCUGGUGUAAAGCCAUGGUGCACUCGGGCUGUCGGGAGCACCUGUCCGUCAAGUGUCCGCUGGGCCAGUGCAAAGUGUCCGUCAUCCCGCCCACGGCGCUCAACAGCAUCGACUCUGACGGCUUCUGGAAAGCGUCGUGUCCUCCGUCGUGCACCAGCCCUCUCCUGGUCUUCGUCAACUCCAAGAGCGGCGACAACCAGGGUGUCAAGUUCCUGCGGCGCUUCAAGCAGCUGCUGAAUCCCGCGCAGGUUUUUGACCUGAUGAACGGAGGACCUCACUUGGGGCUGCGUCUCUUCCAGAAGUUUGACACCUUCAGGAUUCUGGUGUGCGGCGGCGACGGCAGCGUCGGUUGGGUUCUGUCUGAGAUCGAUGCGCUCACGCUGCACAAACAGUGUCAGCUGGGGGUUCUGCCUCUGGGAACCGGCAACGAUCUGGCCCGGGUUCUGGGCUGGGGGUCCGCCUGCGACGACGACGCCCAACUACCUCAAAUACUGGAGAAACUGGAGCGGGCCAGCACCAAGAUGCUCGACAGGUGGAGUAUCAUGGUGUAUGAGAGCAAGUUUCCACGGCAACACUCCACGUCCACCAUGGCCGAGGACUGCACCGAUGACUCGGAGGUGCAGCAGAUCCUCACUUACGAAGAUUCUGUCGCUGUUCACCUCUCCAAGAUUCUGACGUCGGACCAGCACUCUGUGGUCAUUUCCUCCGCCAAGGUUCUGUGUGAGACGGUCAAGGACUUCGUGGCCCGGGUGGGGAAGGCCUACGAGAAGAACACGGAGCGCUCGGAGGAGUCGGACGUCAUGGCCAAGAAGUGUGGUCUCCUGAAGGAAAAGUUGGACCUUCUCCUGUGGACUCUGACUGAGGAGUCCAAGGCGUCCUGUCUCGCGACCUCUCCUCUUCCCCCCGCUUCCAUCGUUGAGGAUCAGGAAGAAGGGGGCCCGCCGGCCUUCCCGUUGCCCCUCCGCCGCACGCCCCCCGGCCCCGCCCUCGACUCCGCCCCUUGCUCCCCGCGCUCGCCGCCCUCUGUGGGGGCGGCCGUCUUUAAACCUCGCGAGCAGCUGAUGCUUCGGGCGAACAGCCUGAAGAAGGUCAUACGGCAGAUCAUCGAACACACGGAGAAAGCCGUGGACGACCAGAACGCUCAGACCGCGUCCCUGUUCUCUCUGGGUGUGGUGAAGGUGGACGGCGGCCUGGCGGAGGAGGAAGAGGACGAGGAUGACAAGAUGGCGGCGGACGGCGCCAAAGAGCGCGCGGCUCGCAGAGCCAGUAAGACACCGUGCGAGAGGCUGAUGAGCAAAGGCAGCCUAUCGCUAGGCAGCUCCGUAUCACUUCCUGUCCACGCAGGAAGUCGAGACAAUAUGCCAAUGCUCAACACCAAGAUCCUCUAUCCCGGUUUGAGGGCCGGUGUGUCAUCUUCCCUGUCUCACAGUUCAGUCAUCAGUCAACUGCUGCUCAACGCCGAGUCGUUUGCGUCAUGCGACCCCGAAAACAUGGAGUGCUACAGUGAGAAGUGUGUGAUGAAUAAUUACUUUGGCAUCGGUCUGGACGCCAAAAUUUCCCUGGACUUCAACAACAAGAGAGACGAACAUCCUGAGAAGUGCAGGAGUCGCACCAAAAACAUGAUGUGGUACGGCGUUCUGGGAACCAAAGAGUUGCUGCACAGGACCUACAAGAACCUGGAACAGAGAGUUCUGCUGGAGUGUGACGGGCGGCCGAUCCCCCUCCCCAGCCUGCAGGGCAUCGCCGUGUUGAACAUUCCCAGUUACGCUGGCGGGACAAACUUCUGGGGAGGAACCAAAGAAGACGACACCUUCACCGCUCCGUCUUUUGAUGACAAAAUUCUGGAGGUGGUGGCCGUGUUUGGCAGCAUGCAGAUGGCUGUGUCCAGAGUCAUCAACCUGCAACACCACCGCAUUGCACAGUGUCGCACGGUGAAGAUCGCCAUCCUGGGGGACGAGGGCGUUCCGGUCCAGGUGGACGGCGAGGCCUGGAUUCAGCCUCCGGGCUACAUCAAGAUUCUCCACAAGAACCGCAGCCAGACGCUCACCAGGGACCGCGCCUUCGAGAGCACUUUGAAGUCAUGGGAGGACAAACAAAAGUGCGAAUUUCCUCGGGAUCCGAUCGCUCCGGCGCCGCUCGGCAACCGUCCGGAGAUGCUCUCCGAGGAAGAGGCGUCGCUCGUACGAGACUUUGCUCAGGCGGCAGGAGUCCUCAUCGGCAGUAUCUGCCAGCUGGCUCAGAGUCACCGCAAUCUGGAACAGGAACUCGCUCACGCCGUCAACGCCAGCUCCAAGUCCAUGGACCUGGUCUACGCCCAGUCCGGCAGCAUUGGGACGCUGAGCUGCGGCGCCGUGGUGUUGAUGGUGAAGGACGUGAAAGCGCUGCUCAGCGAGACGGAACUGCUCCUCGCCGGAAAAAUGUCCAUGGCGUUGGACAUGGCCCAACAGGAGCAGCUGAACUGCGCCCUGAGUUGCGUGUGUCAGCAUCUGGACGGACUUGUGGAAGUCCCGUGGUUGAACCUCGCCCUCAACCCGGCAGACCAGCAGGAUGCCCUGUGCGACUCCGCCAAGCCCAGUCGCGGCGCCAAAUUCCGAUUGGUCCCCAAGUUUAAAAAGGACAAAAACAACAAAGUCAAAGAGACUCACAGCUCUCUCACUCUGCCAGUUCACCAGUGGGGCACCGAGGAGGUCGGGGCCUGGCUGGACUUCCUGUGUCUGUCCGAGUACAAAGACAUCUUCAGCCGACACGACGUGCGAGGGAGCGAACUGCUGCACCUGGAGAGGCGAGACCUCAAGGACCUGGGUGUGAGCAAGGUGGGCCACAUGAAGAGAAUCCUUCAGGGCAUCCGAGAACUGAGCCGCAACAGCAGCGCCAGCGAGGCCUGAGCUCCGCCUCCGGAGCCUAAACUCCCCCCCCCCCCCCCCACAGCAGCCGUCUCCUGUUGCCUAGCGCCCGGCGCCACCUCCCGCCCGUGAUGUCACGUGUGUGCCUUGUCAUGUGACCAGUCAGCAUCAAGUUCACUGAACACGUGAACUACUUUUUUUAUUAUUAUUUAUUUACAUUCCCAUAAUCUUAACUCGCUCAUUAUUUAUAUUUUACCUUUCUAAAUGGAGUCUUUUUAGUGCAAGUUGCAGAGAAGAACAUUCGAAACUUUCAUGAUCAGAAGUGAAUUUUACUAAAAAUAUAUAUUUUGGUCAAGAUA
Molecule: messenger RNA, 4968 nt
Organism: Phyllopteryx taeniolatus (common seadragon)
Lineage: Eukaryota; Metazoa; Chordata; Actinopteri; Syngnathiformes; Syngnathidae
Product: diacylglycerol kinase delta-like
Exons: 31
Coding region: 1145-4651 (1168 amino acids)
Biological process (GO): diacylglycerol metabolic process; intracellular signal transduction; lipid phosphorylation
Molecular function (GO): protein heterodimerization activity; protein homodimerization activity; ATP-dependent diacylglycerol kinase activity
Source: RefSeq, a predicted model, not a curated record